UGCCGACUGCGCGUGCGCAAACGUCACUUGUGGGAUUGGGCGGGUAAUGGCAGGGAUUUUUCCUCCUCACAUUAAUCAAAUAAACACAUUUUGUCAGUUCCUCGGUGUGAGGCGACGACAUUUAUCAAUUUAACCGUUUUUUAUAACCACUCUGGUGUUAUUUCCUCCCUAGUGUUGGCUGCGUAUGGCCCGGCGGGAGGCGUGUGUCCGGGCUAGCAUGAGAGUUGACUGCUGCUUGUUUUUGUCCAGCAGCGAACUUUAGCAACGUCUAAUAAAGACGUCGAGGGAACACGACUCAAGAGGAGCAGUGUUCACUCCACCCCCCUCCAGCCUCGACGGGCCACUCAGGAGGGGAAACGAGGGCGAGGCGGGGGGAUGAUGCCGCCGGAUCCGGAUGCCGAGGCGGCGGUCCCGAGCCCGUCGGGCGGGAAAGGCGAGGGGAAGAAGGGCACGGCCGAGGGAGAAGAGGCCCUCUCCCUGGAUGACUGCCUGUGUCCCGUGUGUUUGGAGAUGUUUCUGGAGCCCGUGACGUUGCCCUGCAUGCACACCUUCUGCAAGGCCUGCUUCCUGGACUCGGUGUACAAGAGCACGCUGUACUGCCCCGUGUGCCGCCGGCGCGUGUCCACGUGGGCCCGGCAGCACAACAAGAACAAGACGCUGGUCGACCAAAAGCUGUGGGAACGCAUCCAGGUCAGCUUCCCGCUGCACUGCCAGCGGCGCCUCAGCGGCCAGGACGCCGACGACGGCUGCGGCCUGGCGGUUUUUUCCCCGAAGGUGAGUCAGCCCGGAGAGCUGAGACAGGAAUAUCAGGACCAGAUCAGCAAACUGUCCGAGGAGAAACGAGAGCUGGACGAGGAGGAGCGUCGGGCCAGCGAGGAGUACAUCCACAGGCUGCUGGCCGAAGAGGAGAAGGUCCUGCUGGACGAGCAGAGGAGGAGGGUGGAAGACGAGAUCCUGGCCAGGAUGCUCAGCAAGCAGCUGAACGCUGCGCCCGGCGACGUUACUCCAGCCAGGAGGAAGGCCAGCACGGGAUGCAUAGACAAGUUCUUGUGCCGACUUCCGUCCAAGUCGGAGCCGUCGGACUGCCGCUCGGCUUCCACUUUGUUUUCGAACAAGAACAUUUUGGUCUCCGGCGGGGAGGGCCUCCAUCAGGCGGACGUCUUCAGGACUCGGCGGGACCCCGCGGAACCCGCCUGUCCCGGUCCGGCCUCUCAGCUGGAAACGCGACGACGCGGGAUCCAUCACGCCGACGAAGGGACGUCCAAGAGGAAGAGCGCGGAAGUCGAUGACGCCCUCACCAAGAGAGGGCGCUACUGUUCCCCCUCCUCUCCCUCCUCGUCGGCUCCCCCGCCUCUAGGGGGCGCGCUGGGGCUGCAGGCAAAACUGGAGGCCCAGCUGGAGAGCCGGCGUCAGCAGGAGAAGGCCGACCGGCAGAUGGCGCUGCUCCUCCAGAAGGAGUUCGACCAGGAGCAGACGCAGCGACGCACGGACCGCAGCAAAGGCUCGGCCAACGCCUACCAGCUCAGACCCGGAACACCCGGCGCCAGCACCCAGAGUACGAGAACCUCCCUUCAGUCCCCGCCCUCUUCCUCCUCCUCCUCCUCUCGACAAGCGUCCGUCCCCCCGCCCCAAAAGCGACAGCCCACCCUCACUGACGUGUUCCCCGGGCUGGGCAGCUGAAGCCCCACAACGGGGACUAAAAGCAAACCAAGUUCAGCCUCCAGUACAGUGUCCAUCUCCAUUUUCCAAGUCGCUCAUCCUCACAAGGGUGCGAAGUGCUCGCUUUUACUGUUCAGCAUCCACAAAUUCAUGUUAGCAUUUUAUUUUUUUUUUUAUUUUAUUUUUUUUACAAACCUCCAUUAGUCACUAGAGAAACUCUUAUUUGGCUAUUUUUGUGUUAAGGCCAAAGCGGUUCCAUGUUGCUUUGCUCCCAUUUUGCGACAUUUAUACUAUCGCGUAGCUACUAUUGGGUAUUGGUAAUUUUCAGGAGCCUUUCCUUUGGUAUUCAAUGAGAAAAAUUCACAGUUUUUGUACUUAGGCCAAAGGCUUUUGUAAUAUAAAAGUCUUUGGUAUGGAAGUAAAUAUGUGCCGCCAGGAUUUGAAUUUGAAAUGUAAAGUGAUCACAUUUUCAAUAGUGAGCAACAAUUCGCCGUCUAAAUUCAGUAUUAAGAAGGCAGGGUUACUUCAGGUCAGAUCCCAGCACCCAGCCAAUCGCAGUUGCGUUUUCUUAGUCAUGUGACGUCACUUACUCCGAAAGCUUAACUGGAUUGGCUGGCUGUUCGGUUCUGACCUGAAGUAACCCUGCCUGGUGGCACAGACGGUGAAUUUUAGACAGCGAAUUGUAGCAACUAUUAAAAAUGUGACCAAUUUACAUUUCAAAUUCAAAUCCUGGUGGCACAUAUUUACCUCCGUACUUUGGCGCCAUCCAGAAGGUUGGAAUCGCAGUGAAUCUUCGCACAUUUGCAGUCCGGAAUGUGCAAAUUUGCCUGUUCACGUGUUUUCGGGGAAAGUGGUCUAUUUUUUUUUUUUUGUUGUUGUUGUUGUUGAAAGCGAAUGUUCAUGUUCAACUGAGGUGAGGAGCUUCAUUGAGUCAGGACAUAGACUUGUCUAAUAAAAAGAAAAGUGCUCUGCUGCCAUCUUGGGCAUCUGAAAGCAAUGACAAAUGUUUCUGGUAGGCCUGCGUGGCGUUAACGGUCAUCGCAAACCGCCGUGUUCAGAUGACGACACGCGUGGUUACGUGUGCUUCGCAGGCAUCCCGCACAUUUUGGAACGCACAAGACUGAUAAUACUGUUUGUGUUUUGCACUAAAGGACGAGAACAUUUUGGAAAAUUCAUCUGCUGGUGGGAAGCGGCACCGGUUUUCUGAAUGUCAAAUGUUAAAAAGUAAAAACUGUUGUGAAUCCUGGAAGUACGUCGAUCCCACUCCAGGAACUCGAUCUGCGUCAUGGUCUGUUUUGGGUUGAGCUCCGUUUUCCAGCUGUGAUGUCGCUUUUGUUUAAAUCCUGCCAUGUUUUAGUUUUGUAAAAAAUAAAAAUAAAGGAAUGUUGUUAAAAAUUCCUUUUUUUUUUUUCUCUGACGUGAAAAGAGUCCAAGGCAGUUUUCACGUGUGCAAAGGACACCACUGGGUAGAUGUCAUCGCGACCAACCGUGUCAGUAAAAUAAAGGUGUCACGGAACAGU
Messenger RNA from Syngnathoides biaculeatus (alligator pipefish), 3179 nucleotides. It is a transcript of the gene rnf168, whose product is annotated as ring finger protein 168. The record is from RefSeq and is a predicted model, not a curated record. Lineage: Eukaryota; Metazoa; Chordata; Actinopteri; Syngnathiformes; Syngnathidae. Gene Ontology annotation, cellular component: site of double-strand break; nucleus. Gene Ontology annotation, biological process: double-strand break repair. The transcript is spliced from 8 exons. The coding region runs from base 376 to 1680 and encodes 434 amino acids. Gene Ontology annotation, molecular function: ubiquitin-protein transferase activity; nucleosome binding.